Salvia hispanica is the source of this 1365-nucleotide messenger RNA. Its product is annotated as putative trehalose-phosphate phosphatase H. Gene Ontology annotation, molecular function: trehalose-phosphatase activity. Lineage: Eukaryota; Viridiplantae; Streptophyta; Magnoliopsida; Lamiales; Lamiaceae. The record is from RefSeq and is a predicted model, not a curated record. Gene Ontology annotation, biological process: trehalose biosynthetic process.
CCUCUCUCUCACUCUUGUAGUUCAUUCACACUAUCGGUUUAGUUUCUCUCUCCUUAUUUUCCUCUCUCAACUACGGACUUGUUUGGCUGUAUUGAACAUUGUUUGAGAAAAGCAGCGAAGAUGCUAAGCCAAAAUGUGGAUUGGAAAUCAGGUAUUAAUAUGGAAAUAAAGGAAAAGAAGUUCCUUGACAUGAGCAGCACGGCUAGAAUCAACGCUAUGAGAGCUUCAUCUCCCACUCACAUCAAAUCUCACUCCCUCUCCCUACAUAAUGUGCAACAACGAUCGGCUUUGGACAUGUUCGAACAAAUCACAAACGCAUCAAAGGGAAAGCAGAUUGUCAUGUUUAUGGACUAUGACGGCACGCUUUCUCCCAUCGUCGAUGAUCCGGAUCGAGCCUUCAUGUCCGAUGCAAUGAGGGCGACCGUCAGAAAACUUGCUACAUACUUUCCCACUGCUAUAGUCAGUGGGAGAUGCAGAGACAAGGUGUAUAGUUUUGUGCGUCUAGCAGAGCUGUAUUAUGCAGGUAGCCACGGCAUGGACAUAAAAGGCCCUUCCAAACACUCCAAAGGAGGUGAGGCUAUUCUUUUCCAACCUGCCACUCAAUACCUUCCCAUUAUUGACGAGGUUUACAAAGCACUAUUGGUGGUCACAAAAGAUACUCCAGGUGCUACCGUCGAGAACAACAAAGUUUGUCUCUCUGUACAUUUCCGACGUGUUCAUGAGAAUAAAUGGGCUGAACUUGCUAAACAAGUUGGAUCAGUGCUGGAGGCGUACCCUGAAUUUCGAUUGACUCAAGGGAGAAAGGUUUUCGAAAUUCGUCCUACCAUCAAAUGGGACAAAGGAAAGGCUCUAGAAUUUCUAUUAGAAUCACUUGGGUAUGCUAAUUGUGCUGAUGUGUAUCCUAUCUACAUUGGAGAUGAUCGAACUGAUGAAGAUGCGUUUAAGGUUCUAAGGGAAAUGGGCCAAGGAUCUGGAAUUCUUGUUUCCAAGAUUCCAAAAGACACAAAUGCAUCGUAUUUGUUGCAAGAACCAUCUGAGGUCAUGGCAUUUCUACGACGUCUAGUGGAUUGGAAAAGAUUAUCGCUAAGAAAACAGUUCAUGCUAAAAGCUAGACUUGAAGGGAUUAAAAUGUCAUUACCGAUUUGAGAACUAAUUAGAUCUUAUUAUAUGUGUACCUAUUUGUAGCUUUAUUAUGCUUUAAGUAAAAUUAUAUAAGAAGGUUAAAAUGGGAGGGGCUGGAAUAGGAAAAGAAAAGAAAUAAUAGAAUCCCCCUUAUGUUAGAUGUACCAUGCCCUUGUACAACUUUUUACAAGUACAAAAUUGUAAUCUUUUCUCUCGUAUAUCCAAUCAAAUGAAAGUGUGUUA